This is a messenger RNA of Styela clava, 1869 nucleotides long. Lineage: Eukaryota; Metazoa; Chordata; Ascidiacea; Stolidobranchia; Styelidae. The record is from RefSeq and is a predicted model, not a curated record.
UAUAUACUUUUUUCUAGUUACGGUAAAUACUGAAAUAAGAAAUUUUAUUGAACUAAAUCCUAGAGCAAUAAAAGAAUACUGAAACAGUAAAAAAUGCUGUUUGAUGAAGAAGACUGGAAAGAUGAUAACAGAGGGAUAGACUUGAAGACCUCACUCUUUGAUGGGCGACAUGAUACCGCUAUAGAUUUAAAACAAAUUAAUACAGUUCCUAAUAGAAGAAAACGAAAAAAAGUUAAAAAGUCAAGUUGUAGUGUCAAGUCAGUUAUACCAACAACAGAAUGCAGUGAAUUCAGCCCAAAAAAUGUAGAAUUAAGCAAAUCGCCUCCAGAAAUACACCAUGUAAGAAAAGUGAAAAGCAGAAAACGUAAGAAGAGAGAUCCAUGUAAUACAUUACAGAAUCAGAAUUUGCUACUAAACAACUUGAAAGAUGUUGAUGAAGAAUCUUCAAACAAAAAAGACACACUGAAAACUACCACUCCACUAAUCGUACCUGAUAAAAUGGAUCGGAAAAGAAGAAAAUUAUCUGAAAUGCUGGGUAUUGGCCUUGUUAAGUUCGAAAAACCUUGUAAAGAAAGAAGUUCGUCAAGGUUUCAACAAAAUCAGCUGAAACCAGUCACUAGCAAUACAAAAAGUGAACCACAUUCUACUGCCAUCGAUAAAAGAUCUGAUGAUUUGAGAAAUACUGUUACAUCUAAGCUGGAAUCUUCGCAAUUUAGAUUUAUAAAUGAGCAGUUAUAUACUCGAACAAGCAAGGAUGCAAAACAACUGUUUACAAGCGAUGUAAAAUCAUUUCAGUCAUAUCAUGCUGGUUUCAAAAAGCAAGUAUCGAAGUGGCCUGUGAAUCCUUUGGAUCUUAUCAUAAAUUAUUUGAAAAAAAGACCUUCAGAUUGGGUCAUUGGGGACUUCGGAUGUGGUGAUGCAAGACUUGCUGCAAGCAUUAAAAACAAAGUUUACUCGUUUGAUUUGGUUGCUGUAAAUACUAGAGUCACUGUUGCGGAUAUAUCUCAGGUUCCACUACCUAAUGGAAGCAUUGAUGUUGCUGUUUUAUGUUUGUCACUUAUGGGAACAAAUUAUGUAGAAUUCCUCAUGGAAGCAAAUAGAACACUUCGUCACAAGGGGGUUUUAAAGAUUGCAGAGGUGGCAAGUCGAUUUACAAAUAUUUCUAAAUUUGUUAUGUUGAUGAAAAAAUUAGGAUUUGAGUUGGAACGUCAGGAUCGAGAAAAUUCUCAUUUUUUAAUGUUUGAUUUUCGUAAGAUAAAAUCUCCACAAUCUCAUAUAAAACCAAGCUCGGAAAUCCUGAAACCAUGUGUGUACAAAAGAGAUGAUAUUUGUCCACUGAACGGGAUUCAUUGCGAGUUAUUAUGGAGCAAUUUUCUUUGAAGAAUAAACGGCAGGUUCUUGAUUCAGAUGCAUUUAUCAAACUUAAAUGAGAUAUCUGAAAUUGUCCGAGACUUUCUCUGUUUGUUGCUUUGUCUGAUAUAACAGUAAUUUUCAAAAUUUGAUAUUGAUACUAAUAAAAAGCGCUGAUACCGAUACGCAGCUAUGUGAAAUUGCUGAUUUUCCAAUAACCUGCGGCCUGAACAUUUCAACUAAAAGAAAAGAUAUCCAAAAACACGGUAACGCGCAACUUCAAAUUCGUAUUUGCGAUGCAAAUGCAUAAAUGGCGAGUCACAUGACUUACCACCAUGGUUUUAUUAAAAAACCUGAAUUAACUGCAUUUUAACUUUUUAUGUCUGUAUGCAGAGACGCUCAGCACUUGCCAACAUUUCGUUGUAAACAAGUGCUAGGAUUCGCUGAGCUAGCUUAGAACCCUCAAAGCAAGUUAUCUACUAAAUACAUGUUGAGUGAAAUACAAAUAUAUAUAUACAU